Messenger RNA from Enhydra lutris kenyoni (northern sea otter), 3383 nucleotides. Its product is annotated as establishment of sister chromatid cohesion N-acetyltransferase 2. NCBI's taxonomy places the organism in Eukaryota, Metazoa, Chordata, Mammalia, Carnivora, Mustelidae. Gene Ontology annotation, biological process: mitotic sister chromatid cohesion. The transcript has 11 exons. Gene Ontology annotation, molecular function: protein-lysine-acetyltransferase activity. Gene Ontology annotation, cellular component: chromatin; nucleus. The record is from RefSeq and is a predicted model, not a curated record. Bases 282 to 2126 code for a protein of 614 amino acids.
CUCCCGCAAGGGAUUAUGGAAGGUGUGGAUUUCUUGCCUGAAGAGAGCGGUUCACCUGCCAAGGGCGGGAGAAUCUUGGAGACCCCCUCCCGGAUAGGCGGGGCAACGGCUAAUGAGCGACCAAUCACCGAGCCAGCCCUUGGAGGGUCUGAAAAGCGGCGAAUCAAAACGCAGCGGCUUCAGCCUUCACGGGCGCGCGGUAAUUUGAAUACAGUGGAGGAGAAACGGGCUCCACUGGAGAGAGAUUCCCGGCUUCGAACCUCAGGAGUUCAGUUAAGAAGAUGUCAGCUUUUACUCCAGGAAAAAGGAAGCAGCAUUCUUCAAACUAUGAGAACCUAUUAUCAGACAUUCCAUCAAAGAAAUUAAUUCUGGACUUUGCUGAGAAUAUACUUCCAUCACCUGAUCAAAAUUACAUUUGCCAAAGAAGUGAUAACAGUGAAGAAAAGGCACAUUGCUCUCAACAAGGCCAUUUCCUUUCAAGUCCACUCGAAACAACUAAAAAAAACAAAUUUCCACCUGCAAAUCAAGGUUCGCCAUUUAAAUCUGCUGUGUCUACUGUAUCCUUUUACAACAAAGACAAGUGGUACCUCAACCCAUUAGAAAGAAAGCUGAUAAAAGAGAGUAGAUCCAUUUGUCUAAAAACUAAUAAUGAAGACAAAUCUUUUCCCGUUGUGACAGAAAAAAUGCAGGGAAAACCAGUCUGCUCCAAGAGAUUGAAUAAAAAACCACAAAAGAGUUUAACUUCUAAGUGUCAACCAAAAUAUAAAUGCAUCAAGCCUCUAUCAAAGAAUUCCAAAAAUUCCAAGCAAAAUCAAGUGGCCUAUAAGCCAAUUAUAGAGAAAGAGAAUAGUUAUUAUUCAGCUCAAAAUAAUCUGAAUGCUCCUCGCGUUCUAAGCCAAAAAGUCAAACCGCAAGUUACGCUUCAGGGUGGAGCGGCAUUUUUUGUUAGUAGAAAAAAGCCCUGUCUUAGAAAAUUGUCUCUGGAAAACAAGCCAUCAUUGGGACUCACACAAAAGAAUAUAUCAGAAGUGAUUGAAGGUUCUGAUGUAGAGACCGUCAGUAAAAGGAAAAAAUUUGAGACAAGGCAAGUGCCAAAGUGCUUGUUACUAGAAAAAGAACCGAACGUCGAGCUGCUUCAUGCAAGAAGUAAAAAUGAAGAAAAAUUAAUAAAGGAUUCAUUAGAUGGAGUAGUUUCUUUAAGAGAAUGUAAACCUAAUGAAAAUAAGUGUUUUCCUUCAGAGGAUUUUCUCAGUGAAAACAAGGCGGUUUCUCCUGAGUCCAUUGUUUAUCCCAUCUUCAGUGUGUCUCCAGUCAGUACAAAAAGAUCUUUAGUUGACGAACAGUCUUCUGUGAGAUCCAUCAUAUCUGCUAACUCCUUGAAACAGAUCAGUGAGCAGAAAAGUACUAAUACCAGAGAUACAAAUAAAGGAACAAAAGAGCAGCUCAUCAUUGACGCAGGUCAGAAACACUUUGGAGCCACCAUGUGUAAGUCUUGCGGCAUGAUCUACACUGCUUCCAGCCCUGAAGAUGAACUGCAGCAUGUUCAGCAUCACUACAGAUUUCUGGAGGGCAUCAAAUACACUGGCUGGAAAAAAGAACGUGUAGUAGCACAGUUUUGGGAUGGGAAAAUUGUGUUGGUCCUGCCACGUGAUCCAAGUUAUGCUAUUAGAAAGGUAGAAGAUGUCCAAGAACUGGUCGAUAAUGAAUUGGGCUUCCACCAAGUUGUUCCCAGAUGUCCAAACAAAACCAAGACUUUUCUCUUCAUAUCUGAUGAAAAGAGAGUAGUUGGGUGUUUAAUUGCAGAGCCCAUCAAACAGGCCUUCCGUGUCCUUUCUGAACCAACUGGUCCAGGAUCCCCAAGCUCUAAAGAAUGUCACCGGGCUUGGCAAUGUUCAGAUGUACCAGAGCCUGCAGUCUGUGGAAUAAGUAGAAUCUGGGUCUUCAGACUGAAACGAAGAAAGCGCAUUGCACGACGAUUGGUAGAUACUCUCAGGAAUUGCUUCAUGUUUGGCUGUUUCCUCAAGAUUGACGAUAUAGCGUUUUCUGACCCAACACCAGAUGGCAAGUUAUUUGCAACCAAAUACUGCAACACCCCUAAUUUCCUUGUAUACAAUUUUAAUAGUUGAAGUCAAUGUCUAUUAUCGGACAGUUACUGUGUAGAUGAGUUCAGACAACCCCAUGUCAUAUAAUGUGAACUAUUUGACAAAUAUCAAAAUAAAUCUGUUGAGACACACAUACACACAUAAACCUGUAUCAGUUUUGUUCCUUAUGAAUUGAAAAGUGAGGGAUAAAUUUGUUAAAAAUUAUCUGGGGAUUCAAAAAAAAAAAAACUUUUUGGAUAAUAUAUACUGACUAGCACUGGAAUCCUUAAUUAUGAAACUGUGUAGCUAUAGCUGGAAAAUGGUGCCUCCUACUAAAAACAUUGGCAAAGCAAGUUGUUUCCACAGAUACAUGACCAUUUUAUAAAGCAUACUUUUGCACCAGGAUUAUCUCAUGCCCAAUCAGAAGCAAAUAGCAAAAUUUAAAGAUGGGCAAAUAAUUUCAAUGCCUGGUCUUUAAAGUUAAUUCCUGAAUUCUGUAUAAAGUGAGAAAGUUCUCACUUUAUAGGUAUCAGCUGGAGGAACUCAGUUUGAACAGAUAUAGAAAGUAUUUUGAAUUUUUAAUUUGUGAGAGGGCUUUUCCAUCUUUAUGGUAAAGAAUGUACAAGAUUUCCAUAUCCUUUUAUGUAGAACAGAAUUCUGUAGCUUAAGGUUUUAAUCCUUUCAAAAAUCCUAUUAAGCAAAAUGUACCUGUCACUGGAUCUGAUUACUGAUAAAUGUAGUAAUUGUACUGUUGUCAUUUCAUGACUUUUGGGAGUGUGAAAAUGUUCAUUGUGCUGCUUACCUUCAGUGCGCUCGUUGCUGGGGAUUGAUGGCGUUAACAGAAUGGACCCCCAGUUUUAUUAGAUGAUUCAUAUGGUUAUAUUUUUAAUAUGUUUGCGUGUUUAAAAUACAUCUGACUUGUUCUGAGUCUGGCAAAUGUGCUGACAAAGUCAAUAGUAAUAUAUAACUGAGGUCAGUAAAUCAAUGUAUCUAGGUGGAAGGGGCAGAGAAUGUGAUGACAUUAUGUAAACACAUCAGUAUGCACACAUUUUUCUAGUAUAAUUCUUGGAUACUUACUUUGAAGAGCAAAGAAUAUUAUUUUGAUUCUAAAAUUCAUGUAACUGCUUAUCUGGUGGUAGGACUCUAGGGAAAUAGUUUUCCAGAUUAUAACUCUAGAAUCAGUUCAUCUUCAUUCUUCUAUUUGCCUGUAAUUUAACAUAUUCCCCAGACUUAAAAGCCUGGAUUCCAAAAAGAAUGUGGAAGUGUUAAAAUGUCUGUAAUAUGCAAACAUUUUAAUGUUGU